AGUAAUAAUGGCUCGAAAAAAUCCUAAUAUCAUAAUAACAGGCACUCCUGGUGUGGGGAAAACCAGUCAUGCUGAAGCAGUUGCUGAGGCUUGUGGUCUAAAGCACCUCUCUAUCAACGAAUUUGCAGAACGAGAGGGCUGCUAUGAUGGUCGGGACGAGGAGCUGCAAAGUUGGAUUGUAGACGAGGACAAGCUGCUGGACGCUCUCGAGUCCGCAAAUAUUCCAUCCGGGGGGUUCAUACUGGAUUGGCACGCUUGCGAUCUCUUUCCAAAGUCCUGGAUCGAUCUCGUGAUUGUUCUCAGAUGCGAUUCGACCAUUCUAUACGACCGCCUGAGCGCUCGCAAAUAUUCAGCCAAGAAGCUUGAAGAGAACAUGGACGCCGAGAUCAUGCAAGUGUUGCUGGACGAAGCUCGCGAAGCGUACGAUGAGGAAAUCGUCGUGGAACUCCAGAGUGAUUCGUUGGAUGAUAUCGACUCAAAUGUGGAGCGAAUACAACAGUGGGUGAAGAGGUGGAAGCAGGAUCGUAGUGCCGAGGAAGAUGGCGAUGGGGAGUGAAGGUCUUUCACUCCGUGUUCUCCUUGAGCCACUCUUUGAGCUUUUCCAACGCUUUGCCGCGGUGCGAGAUCUUGUUUUUUUCCUCUUUGGGCAUUUCAGCGUACGUUUGGCCCAUUGGCGUAUAUUCAAAAGCGGAGUCCCAGCCUGCAGUCAAAGGUCAGCAUGUAUCUUGAUCGAAGGGGAAAAUAAACAAGUGUCCAACGCACCGAAGACGGUAGGGCCUCUUGAGGGCACUAGUUUUCCCUAAGCACAAAGUCAGUUCCAGCGCAGGAAUGGAGGUUCUGGGGGAGAACUUGCAUCUGUUCGGCCUUGGAACAGGAUUGGCUCAUGCCCUGGCCCUUCUGAGUACGCAAAGGUAGCUACAGCUUGGACAGAUUUAUCCUCGAAGCCGUCGAGCAUUUUGUAGAGAUCAUGGGGCCCAAGGGCCUUCAAGAACCAUUUGCUAGCGAAAAAUUCAGUAUAUAAGACAUGAACACGUUAGUGAGACGCUUACAUGUACGGUCCUGGAAGGUCUUUGUACGCUUUGAAACAUAAACAAGUAUCUUCUGUUAGGACAGGUCCACCGAUCUGCAUCAUCUAAUGUCAGCG
Verruconis gallopava is the source of this 1144-nucleotide messenger RNA. RefSeq lists its product as uncharacterized. The coding region runs from base 8 to 556 and encodes 182 amino acids. Gene Ontology annotation, cellular component: nucleus; cytoplasm. NCBI's taxonomy places the organism in Eukaryota, Fungi, Ascomycota, Dothideomycetes, Venturiales, Sympoventuriaceae. Gene Ontology annotation, molecular function: ATP binding; ATP hydrolysis activity; AMP kinase activity. The record is from RefSeq and is a predicted model, not a curated record. The transcript has 2 exons.